Rosa chinensis is the source of this 1920-nucleotide messenger RNA. RefSeq names its product protein NRT1/ PTR FAMILY 5.5. The coding region runs from base 388 to 1905 and encodes 505 amino acids. Gene Ontology annotation, molecular function: transmembrane transporter activity. Gene Ontology annotation, cellular component: membrane. The transcript has 3 exons. Gene Ontology annotation, biological process: transmembrane transport. The record is from RefSeq and is a predicted model, not a curated record. Lineage: Eukaryota; Viridiplantae; Streptophyta; Magnoliopsida; Rosales; Rosaceae.
UGGAUCAAUGUACCAAAAAAAGGGCGUCUCUGGAUCAGCUCUGUUCACCUCUAUUUAAACUCCAAAAACUUAUCUCUGGAGCAGCUCGAGGAAUCAUCAGACUCCGACCCGGUUCCUCGACCAGUUUACCCACAACGACGACCCGACGAUUUCUCGGUCUUUUCCGGGGUCGGAUUGGUUGUUUUGGCAUCGCGUUGACUUGGUGGUUCUCUGUAUGCUCUUUGUUUCAUCAAACAAGCUUCGAUAACAGAGAAUCGAAGGAGAGAAUGUAGCAGCUUUUCCGGCGGGUUCUUCACUGUCCGGGAACUUUAUGGCGUCGCGGUGGCAGCAGUGACUUCGUCUCGACGUUGCGUUCUGCAGAAGACGUAUUUACUGACUGGAUAUGCAAUGAGCACAAUGAUUACAUACUUGACUAGUGUAUGGAAGUUAAAUCUCACAGGUGCUGCCGCUGUCGUCAAUGUGUAUGCCGGCGCAGUGGCCGUAAUGCCACUGGGCAUGCUUUUUGUUGUUGAUACUGUAAUCGGUAACUAUUGGUUGAUCAUACUCUCCAGUUGUGCUUACACCAUGGGGUUUUUCCUCUUGACCAUGUCAACUCCACCAGUUCUUUAUAGGGAAACAGGCACUUGUGGCGCAUAUGAGGCCGAGUGCAUUGGCAAAGUACAAAAGAUUCUCUUUUACACAGCCUUAACUCUAAUAGCUCUGGGAGCCUCUGGUCGCUUUAUGGUUCGUGCAUUCAGAGAAGAGCAGUUGAUCAAGCCACUAUUAGAAGGCGCCAAAAAAAUGAAGUUCUUUGCUCUGUCAGUGUGCCCUAAGAAAGUAAGGUUGCUGUCAUUUCAAAUUCUGGUCUCCACCCUGGUACUUGGGACAACUGCUUAUUUAAAGCCUUGGUCGCUUAGGUUUGGGUUCCCUGCUAUAUUUACCUUGCUUGCAACAAUUACUUUAUUGACAAGUACUAUACGUCCACACAAAGCACAAAGGAACCUUUUCACCAGGGAAGAAAUCAGAAGCAUCUUACGCAUGAGUCCUAUAUGUAUUUUCCUUAUUCCAAUUGGUGUUGUAUCGUCUCUUGGAAAUACUUAUUUCACUGAACAAGCAAGCAAGAUGAAUCACAGGGUUGGAUCCUUAAAGGUUUCUGUUCUUUUCCUUAUAGUGCCCCGAAGUUUGAUGAGAAAAUGGUUUAGCCAAUCAAAAUAUUGUGCUAAUAAGAUUAUUACUCCAAGAAUUGGGAUUUCAUUGUCGAUGGCAUUGGCGAUUCUAUGUUGUAUCACAGCUGCAUUAGUGGAAAACAGAAGGUUGGGCGUGGUUAAGAGACAUGGUUUACUUAACAAGCCCGAUGAAACAGUUCCCAUGACCAUGUUCUGGUUGCUUCCACAGUUUCUUCUCGUUGGAGGCGUUUCUGGGCUUUCCGAGAAGUGCAUUGCUCUUUUCUACACUGAUGUGGUGCUGCACUGGCCGAAAAUAGAAAAAGAUGUCGAUAUACAAGCAAAAGACAAACCCAAUUCCAAAGAACAAAACAUUAAGUCCCCCAUGGAACAGGCAAACGAAACACUCAAGCCUACAGAAAAGAAUGAUGAGGACCCCAAUCAGGCAAAACAAGAAACAAAGAGUACGGAAAAAGAUGGUGAGGGGCACAUUGAUCCCGAAAGGGCAGAACAAAAAUCCAAGCGUCAAUACAUAGAGUUUUUUGUUGAUGCUCUUGAGGGAAUGGGAAAUAUAGGCAGUGUGGUGUUGGUCUAUGUAGUGGGUGAAAUAAAACCUACUUGGUUCCAAGAAACGGUAAACCGAAGUCAUUUGGAUAAUUAUUACUGGACUUUGGCUGCAUUGACUGCAGCUAAUUUGAUAUUGUUUAUUCCAGUAAUAUUCUACCUGUUGAGGUCAAAGAAAUUCACUGCAUUGUUUGCGUAAUUUAGUCCUGAUAAU